Molecule: messenger RNA, 1118 nt
Organism: Stegastes partitus (bicolor damselfish)
Lineage: Eukaryota; Metazoa; Chordata; Actinopteri; Pomacentridae
Product: protein FAM92B-like
Exons: 9
Coding region: 1-1011 (336 amino acids)
Biological process (GO): cilium assembly
Cellular component (GO): ciliary basal body; ciliary transition zone
Source: RefSeq, a predicted model, not a curated record
AUGAACAACCUCUUCUCCAGGGAUCUUCAGGUGAAGACGAUGGAGCAGACUGUGGUGCACGCUGAGAAGCACCUGGGUGAGAUCUGCUCCCUGCUGGCCUCCUACACCAGGAAAACAGCCAAGCUCAGGGACAAGGCCGACCUGCUGGUGGCUCGGCUCUUUGACUUCUGCAGGACAGAGGACCCUGAGCUUCAGCUUGGCCUGAAGAACCUAGCAGAAGACCUCGCCAUGGUGCAGGACUACAGGCAGGCUGAGGUAGAAAGACUGGAGACCAGAGUUAUUCGUCCUCUCAAAGCCUACGGAGAUAUCGUCAAGAACAAAAGGACUGAUCUGAAGAAGUUCAACGCUGACCUGAAGAGGGAGAUGAAACAGCUGCGGCAACUGGAGAAAAUACGUCUGAGGGAUCCAGCGGACCGACAGAGCAUUUCUCAGGCAGAAGUAAACGCCCAGAAGGCUUCCAACAACGCCCAGCGCAGCAUCAGACAGCUCGAGGAGACGAUUACUGACUUCCAGAGACAGAAACUGGAGGAUAUCAAAAGGAUCUUCACAGACUUCAUCACGGUGGAGAUGCUCUUCCAUGCUAAAGCGCUGGAGGUCUACACACACACAUACCAGAACCUGGAGGCAAUGGACACCGAAAAGGAUCUGCAGCUGUUCAGUGGACGAAUCAAGAUGUCCGACUCCAUGACAGGACCUCUGGGCACGACUCUGAACAGCAGCUCCUCUUCCCCCAUAAGUCACUACCCCAGUCCUCCUCCAGCCUCCCUAAAAUCCCAAAGUCUCAGAUCAGCGCUGGCCUCCACCACAAGUCAAAGCCACAGACAACAGCACAGGAGGUCUCGGAACACCUUCCAGCACCAGAGAGCUGUGGAAGAGACGCCGGAGCAGGAAGAAGAGGACGAGGAGGAGGAAGAAGAAGAGGACUCUGGAUCAGAAACAGAGGACGGACAGCACACCACCAGGCAGUCUUAUGCUGCUCAAUACGCCCAGAUGCACAGAUGGCAGAAGUAGCAGCCUGUCCACAGAGACAUGGACGUACACAGAACUGUUUGUAUCUAGGGUUGUAAAUGAGAUGUGUGUUGUUAGGUAGGUCAGUUCAUUCUGAUGUCUACAGCUGU